AUGUCGACCCUCAGAUCAUACUCAAAACUUCUUGCCUACGAAGCGUCCCGUAUCCUCUUCCGCCUCGGUUGCGACGUGCGGGUGUACGAUCCGUCAGGCCUCCCAGUCAAAGACGACCAGCAGCAUGACCACCCGAAAGUCCAGGAGCUCCGGGAGCUCAGCAAGUGGAGCGACGGUCAUAUCUGGGUGAGCCCAGAGCAGCACGGCGCUCUUACUGGUGUUUUCAAGAACCAGAUCGACUGGAUCCCACUCUCCACUGGCAGCGUCCGACCGACGCAGGGAAGGACGCUGGCUAUCGCGCAAGUCAACGGUGGCUCACAGUCCUUCAACGCAGUGAACUCGCUACGCAUCCUGGGCCGCUGGAUGAGGAUGUUCACCAUCCCGAAUCAGAGCUCCAUUCCACAAGCUUGGACGCACUUUACCGACGCCGACGAUCCGGUAGACGGAGGCAACCGCCUCAAAGCCAGCUCAAACAGGAACAGGCUUGUGGACUGCAUGGAGGAGUUUGUAAAGUAUACCAUCGUCAUGCGGCCGCACUUUGAUCUGUUUGGGGAUCGAUUCAGCGAGAGAGAGGAGGCGAAGGCGAAGACUGCAAAGUGA
Molecule: messenger RNA, 600 nt
Organism: Chaetomium globosum CBS 148.51
Lineage: Eukaryota; Fungi; Ascomycota; Sordariomycetes; Sordariales; Chaetomiaceae
Exons: 2
Coding region: 1-600 (199 amino acids)
Molecular function (GO): oxidoreductase activity
Source: RefSeq, a predicted model, not a curated record